CUUUAAGUGUUUGGAUUAGCUUAUAUUCUACAAGUUGAUAAGCUCUUUGAAACCAUGAAAUUUUCAUGAGCUUGUAUUAUGGUAAGGGGUAUAAUAUCAUUGUGUGUAUCAUUUGAAGGCAACUGAGUAAAAAAUCAUCUUCUUCAAAUAAGCUUAUUCAAAUAAGCUAAAUAACCAUCUUCCCAUAAGCUUCUUAAAAUUAGCUUAUAUAAGCUAAUAAGCAUAAGCUUAAAAAGAUAAACCAAACACCCAUUAGUGCUUAUUUAUAAAAAUAAACUAAAAAAGCUAUAAGCUUAGAUAAAAAAGCUAGGCCAAACACCCCCCUUAGUUAGUGUUUGGUAUAGAGGACAGAGAAUGAAAUAAAUGUCUGCUUGGUUAAUUGAAUGUGUUUAUCCAUUACACAAGGAAGGUCACUCCCACUAAACAACCGAUAUCAUUCCAAGUAUAGUACUCAUGUGUAUAGUGUUUAGUUAUACAUGAUGGUUUGGUAAGUAAAAAGAUUUCUCACAUUCAUCUAAUUGUUAGUUUUUUUUGCAUUUGAUGGAAAAAAAUUGUUAUCAGUUGAUUUAACCGAAAAAACUACCGUUAUUCUUUUACCUAUAGAUAAAAAAACGUUGUGACAAUGGUGUCUUCUAGUUAUACCAUACCUAUAUAUAAAAAUGAGCUUUGCUUGAUUUGGUGUAUUUUAUGAUCUUUCCCUUCUUUGGAAUUUUGGUGCCUGGUGUCUUGUUAGUUCAAGUAAAUUAAUUUAUGUUGGCCGUUCAAAAAAAAAAUAUUACUUGUUUCGUCUUGAAGACGAUUUUUCAAUCAGAGAACCAGAGAAACCACAUAUUGAAAAAGUGAGAAAUUAAUUUUUGUCACGUGAAUAUUGUUUUUUGAUAUUUUGCAUUUUAUAGAUUUAAACUACUUUCAAAAUUCGUAGAUCUUGAAAACAACCAAAAUAACUUUAAUUUUUCCGAAAUUAAAAUCCGACAGAAAAUAACUUUAUGUAACUUUAUUCAUCUAUUAUCUAUUAUAUAUAAUAAAUGUGUUAAAAUUUGCUGAUGUGGCACAAUAUUAGAGCUUCUUAGAAUGGGUUUAGGCGGGAAAAAUUCGGGUUAUUUUUUUUGACAAUGAAGCCCAGAAUGGAGCUCUUUUACCCAUUUUUUGACCCGCGUAUAUAAGCAUCUAAAAAACCUACAUUUGAAGAAACCCUAGAUCGGCCGCACAAGUUGUUCCUCUCCUAAUCAUGGCGUCCAUCUUCACUUCGUCAUCCCUUCAUCAUCUUCAAUGGCGGCCAGAAACACACUCCUCAAGUACUGGCGUGACACCAGUUCUUCAAUCUUUAUCCGCUCAAAACCCUAGCAUAAUCGUUCUUCAGUAUUGUGCAUACGAAGGUAACGGAGAAGAUGUUCAAACCUUCGCCGCUGGAGAUUCUUCACCACCGGCCGCUGCUAACAGCGGCGGCGCCACCGAAGAGUUCAGUGAUUCCAAGUCACAGGUGGUGGUCAGUCGGUUGCCUCUGAGUAGUCAAAAAAUUGAGGACAUCACCAAUAGAGAAACUUCCUAGGUUGUCAACAUCGGCACUUCAUGAUCUACCUUAUAAGAGAAAGAAGACUAGAAGCGGGUGUAGGGCAUUUAAAACCUCUAUGGUCACCAAAGGAUCACACAAAUUACUCAAGUUUUUCAAGAUACUGACAUUGGUUAAUCAAGAUAAUGACAAAACUGCACUUCAGGUAUAUGUUUUUAUCAAAAUGUGAUGCUAUAAUAUAAAGAGUACAAAAAUAUUGAUGCACCAGUUUGGUUUGUUUAAACUUUAACCUGAUCGUUUCUUAUUAGCCUUGUGAAAGACUUAUAAAUAUAAUUUAGGCGAUAUUGAAUCUCAACUUUAUGGCCCGGCUUUUGAUUUGAUCAUAAUAUUAAUUAUGCUUAAUCCGCUAAUUCGCAAUUACCGGAUUUGUGAUGGUGAGAAACUUUCAGGUGUGUUCUUGUAACAAGAAUCUUUGAUUUCAAAUUAACACGAAUCUUUGUUUCCAUUCAAACAAUUGCUUCUUUGAAGAAAGGUGCAUAUAUUUUGAAGUAUGAUUGAAGAGGAUAGCCUAAACUUUGUCCUUUCAGGUACAAAAACUUUGAUCUGAUUUUCGGUCAAGCAUCAAUGUGGUCAUCGGACUAUAAGUGCGAAGAAAACGAACAAAAAAACAUUCUUUCUUCAUGUUUUUUUGAUAAACUUGGUAGCUUAUAACUGUUGUUUGUUACUACAUUGCACCAAAAAUGUUAGUUGAAUUGUAGCAAUGGUUCAAAAAGACUACAAGUCCACCACAUGGUGGUUAUGUUGAGAAAUUUUCAUAUAUUGUCAUAAAAGAUUUCUAUUUUUUUGGUCGUA
Molecule: messenger RNA, 2362 nt
Organism: Helianthus annuus (common sunflower)
Lineage: Eukaryota; Viridiplantae; Streptophyta; Magnoliopsida; Asterales; Asteraceae
Exons: 4
Coding region: 1229-1549 (106 amino acids)
Source: RefSeq, a predicted model, not a curated record